Messenger RNA from Daphnia pulicaria, 663 nucleotides. RefSeq lists its product as uncharacterized. The transcript is spliced from 2 exons. The coding region runs from base 106 to 573 and encodes 155 amino acids. Lineage: Eukaryota; Metazoa; Arthropoda; Branchiopoda; Diplostraca; Daphniidae. The record is from RefSeq and is a predicted model, not a curated record.
UCUCUUGGAAAUAACAUUAACCUGACAAGUGUCGGUUCGUUAAACCUGCAAAACUUGCACUGUGAGUGGCACGUACAAUUAAUUUGUAAUUCCAAUCUCCACAGAAUGUAUUUACUGCAACUCUGCGUCAUCUUCGUCUGUACCUUUUUUGUCGAAUAUUGCCACUCUCAGGGAUUCACAUUCAAUGAAGAACUUGUGGUACCGUGUGGUGUCAAGUACAGCAAGCAGGUGGACGUCCGAGGUAGCCGCGCACAGCGGAGAGCAGCUGAAGUUAUCAUAGCUGACUUCAAACGAGAUUCUUUCGGAUGCGACGAACAAGGACCCAAGACUCUGAUUAAACACAAGGAAGUCCGCAUCGAUUUGCAAGACUCUAAAUCAUUUUCAAAUGGUGGGAAUAAGCGUUGGCGUAAUCUACAACUUCAGCAGAAUGUGCCGAGAGAUAAAGGAUUUCCGACCACUGUCGCCACAGUGUUGAUUCGAUGCGAUAAACAAUUUCCCAUCCGAAUUGUCCGCGACGCUUUUGUCAGAAGUAUGACCAAGUGCGCAAUAGUGAGGCUUGACGUUUCCCCUUAAGCAAAAGGGAGUACCUAAAGCCCCACAAUUUCAAUUAUGUUGAAGAAAUCAUUGCAACACUGAAAACAUAACGAAAUACACACACUAUUC